Messenger RNA from Scomber japonicus (chub mackerel), 2718 nucleotides. It is a transcript of the gene pkn3, whose product is annotated as protein kinase N3. The coding region runs from base 1 to 2718 and encodes 905 amino acids. The transcript has 21 exons. Lineage: Eukaryota; Metazoa; Chordata; Actinopteri; Scombriformes; Scombridae. Gene Ontology annotation, biological process: signal transduction; protein phosphorylation. The record is from RefSeq and is a predicted model, not a curated record. Gene Ontology annotation, molecular function: protein serine/threonine kinase activity; small GTPase binding; ATP binding.
AUGUCAGGUUUAACACUACAGAGCGGCUGCCUGCAGGGAUUGGAUGAGGCGGAUAUUCUUGACCCGGAGUUUCAGCAGAGAUUGGAAGAUGCCCGCACUCUGCUCAGGCAGGAGAUCCAGCGAGAACUGAAGAUCAAGGAGGCGGCUGAGAGGCUGCGGCGGGCCGUCACCAAUCGCAAAAACGCGGCCGACGUGGAAGGCCAGCUUAAGGCCUCGAGCCGCAAGCUGGAGAAGUUGCACUGGGAACUACAUGAGCUCAACGCCAGGUCUAUGGCCACAGAGAAGGACAGUACUACAGAAGACAACCUGUCUCCAGAGUCGUGUCAGUGGGAAGACGUCACGUCACCACUGGCAGGACGAGUCAGAACCCUGAAGAAACAGCUCACCAUGGAGACCAAAGUCAAACAGGGUGCUGAGAACAUCAUCCAUACCUACACCAACAGCUCAGUCAAGGACAGGAAGAUGCUGUCCACAGCCCAGCAGAUGGUGCAGGACAGCCGCACUAAGAUCGAGCUGCUCCGCAUGCAGAUUGUCAAAGUCAGUCAAGUCAAAGACGGAGAACGGGACAGUGUUUAUGGUCAUCCUGUGGACACUGUCAGUCCUCUGGAGCUGCGUGUGGCUGAACUCAUGCACCACAUGAAGAUCGAAUUGGCCGUAGCAGAAGGCGCCAAAAACGUGGUGAAGCAGCUGAGCGAGCGUAAGAUCCAGGACCGCCGCAUACUGGCAGAGGCUCAGGCACGGAUGCAGGAGUCGUGUCAGAAGGUGGAUCUGCUGCGUCUCUCUCUGGAAAGACGUUUGAGCGAGCUUCCAGACGAUCAUCCCAAACACAUCAUCAUUAAAGAGGAACUGAUGUUAGGAACCUCACCUUCCUACAACUCACCGAAGAAGAAGACUCUGUCCUCUUCCUCCUCCUCUUCUUCCUCCUUCUUUAAACCAGCCAGUCUAACAGGACGGUUAGAAGUAUGUCUGAUGGGCUGCCAAGACCUGUUGGAGGCUGUACCGGGUCGUGGUCGUGUGACAAGCGUCUCUCCUGCUCCUAGCCUGUCUGAUGGAAGGUCUCUGAAGGUGAGGGCGGGACUGACAGGACGUGGAGCCAAUGGCAAGACGACCAAGGCUGAUGAGCUGUCCUCUGAGAUAAGCGCCGUGCUGAAGGUGGACAACACCAUAGUGGGACGCACACACUGGAGACAGCUGGGGAAAGAGGCCUGGGGCCAGAGCUUCAGCAUUGAACUGGAACGGUCCAGGGAGUUAGAGAUCGCUGUGUAUUGGAGAGACUGGCGAGCAUUGAGCGGGGUGAAGUUCCUGCGGCUGGAGGACUUCCUGGAUAAUCAGCGACAUGGCAUGUGUCUCCAGCUGGAGCCUCAGGGAAACGUCUUCAUCGAGGUGACGUUUAUCAAUCCUGUCAUUGAACGGCGAUCCAAGCUGCAGAGGCAGAGAAGAAUUUUCCCUAAAGAAAAAGGGAAGGACUUCCUGCGUGCUGCCCAGAUGAAUAUGAACUUUGCCACUUGGGGCCGUCUGAUGAUGAGCAUUCUGCCCCCCUGCAGUUCCAUGGAGCCCAUGAGCCCUCCACUGGCAGGCCCACUCACUAGCCCCGCAUCAUUCAGCCCUUCUCCAGCACGAGAAAGUCCCAAUUACAGCGAAGAACAAGCUGGCAGAUCUCCACAUCGCUCAAGAAAGAUGCCUAAAGACUCUCUGCUGGUGAGCCAGAUGGAUGGAGGUCUACAGAUGGAAGACUUCAACUGCAUUUCAGUACUGGGAAGAGGUCACUUUGGAAAGGUGCUGCUAGCAGAGUAUAAGAAGUCUGGUAAACUGUACGCCAUCAAAGCCCUGAAGAAAGGAGACAUUGUGACACGUGAUGAAGUUGACAGCCUCAUGUGUGAAAAGAGAAUCUUUGAAGUGAUCAACGCGUCUCGUCAUCCGUUCCUGGUGAACCUGCACGGCUGCUUCCACACAGCAGACCACGUGUGCUUCGUGAUGGCCUACUCCCCCGGUGGAGACCUCAUGAAGCACAUUCACACCAACAUCUUCAAUGAGAAACAGGCCCGGUUUUAUUCAUCGUGCGUGCUGCUCGGUCUGGAGUUCCUCCACAAGAACAAAAUAGUUUACAGGGAUCUGAAGCUGGAUAAUCUGCUGAUGGAUGCAGAUGGUUUUGUCAGGAUAGCAGACUUUGGUUUGUGCAAAGAAGGUAUGGGCCACGGGGAUCGCACCUCAACCUUCUGUGGCACACCAGAGUUUCUAGCUCCAGAAGUGCUGACGGACAACAACUACACCCGCAGUGUGGACUGGUGGGGGCUGGGGGUCCUCAUCUAUGAGAUGCUGGUGGGGGAGUCACCCUUCCCCGGUGAUGAUGAAGAGGAAGUGUUUGACAGUAUCGUCAAUGAUGAAGUGCGCUACCCUCGCUCCCUCUCUCCUGACUCUGUAUCCCUCAUUCAGAAGCUGCUGCAGAAAAAUCCUGAGAUGAGACUUGGAGGAGGAGAGGAAGACGCCUCGGAGAUCAAAAGACAUAAAUUCUUCCAGGGAGUGGACUGGAAUGCUCUCCUGGCCAAGAAGCUGAAACCUCCCUUCCUGCCGGUCAUCAGAGCGAACCAGGACGUCAGUAACUUCGACGAGGAAUUCACUCGCCUCAAGCCGGUCCUCACCCUGCCACGAACGCCCUGCUCCCUCACCGCUGAGCAGCAAGACAUCUUUACUGACUUUGACUUCUCUUUCAUCAGUUGA